Messenger RNA from Camellia sinensis, 1075 nucleotides. RefSeq names its product transcription factor MYB1. Lineage: Eukaryota; Viridiplantae; Streptophyta; Magnoliopsida; Ericales; Theaceae. The record is from RefSeq and is a predicted model, not a curated record.
AGUCAUUUAAGGAAGCUGUACCUGAACAAGUCACGUGGGUGCGCAAGGAAGUCUACUUAUUCAGACAAACGCACACACAUCAACCAUAAACAUAGUACUACUAGGCAGGUUAUUAAGUCUGUAUCCCUAUGGACAGUGUUUGCUGUGUUCCAUUAGGAGUGAGAAAAGGUGCAUGGACUGGAGAAGAAGAUAGUCUGCUAAAGAAGUGCAUUGAGCAAUAUGGAGAGGGAAUGUGGCACCAAAUUCCUUCCAGAGCAGGAUUGAAUAGAUGCAGAAAAAGUUGUAGACUAAGAUGGCUGAAUUAUCUGAGACCAAACAUAAAAAGAGGCAAUUUUACGAUGGAUGAAGUUGAUCUCAUUAUCAAGCUUCAGAAGCUGCUAGGCAAUAGAUGGUCGUUGAUUGCGGGUAGACUUCCAGGAAGAACAGCAAAUGAUGUAAAAAACUAUUGGAAUACCAACUUACAGAAGAAACUGAUCACUCAAAGAGAAAAGGUGAAAGCCAAGACUCAAGAGAAGAUGGAAACCAUAAUUAUACGACCUCGGCCUCGAAUCAUCUCCAAAAAUCAACCACGGUUAAUGGACAAAACUGCCAUUAUAGAAAAUAUUCGAACAAGAGACAACCUUAGCGAGCCAUUUCCACUACCGCUACCGCUACCACCAUCGCGGGAUGAUGGAAUAUCAUGGGAUAACAUUGUUGUUAACUCGAAAAUUAACAAUGGAAUCACAUGGUCCGCAAAUGGCUUGAUUGAGGAGGGCAAUAUAGGGAAUUGGUAUGAGAAAAUAAGACCAGGUACACAUACAUCUUGUGGCAAUUUCAUUGAUGAAGACCAGAGUGAUUGGAGUGACAUUUUCUUUAAUAAUGUGAACCUUUGGGAUCUGUUAGGUGAUGAAUGAGCAAUAAUGUAAUGUUCUAUCUGAUUAUUUAUUAUUAAAAUUUGUAUGUUAUAUGCUCCACAACAUGUUUGAUAGGAAGAAGAAAUGGGUUGAAAUUAGAGUUGAAAUUAAUUCGUUGAACUUUAUCAUGUUUAGUACAUCAAAUUGAAGUUGAAAUUAAUGAUCAUUCCAUUACACAGUCA